Molecule: messenger RNA, 336 nt
Organism: Arctia plantaginis
Lineage: Eukaryota; Metazoa; Arthropoda; Insecta; Lepidoptera; Erebidae
Source: the annotation of a GenBank genome assembly
AUGCCUAAAUUUAAAAAUAGAACUACAAAUCGCGGAGACUGGAGUGAACAAAAUAUGAAAAAAGCAAUUCAAGCCGUCUUUGACAAAAAAUAUUCUGAGAGAGCUGCCGCAGAUCGAUACGAAGUUCCACGUACUUCUUUGCAGGAUAGUAUCAAAGCUAUGAAACAAGGUCAUGAGAUUACCCUCAAGCCAAAAUUAGGACGUUUUCAACAGACAUUUAAACCUGAGUUUGAAAGACAACUUUGUGAGCAUGUUAUAAAUUUAGAUAACCGUCUCAUGCAUUUAACAAGAAGUGAGUUUUUGCACCUUGCCUUUGAUUUGGCAGAAAAAAAUUAA